Molecule: messenger RNA, 1833 nt
Organism: Schizosaccharomyces octosporus yFS286
Lineage: Eukaryota; Fungi; Ascomycota; Schizosaccharomycetes; Schizosaccharomycetales; Schizosaccharomycetaceae
Product: dihydrolipoamide S-acetyltransferase E2
Exons: 2
Coding region: 233-1690 (485 amino acids)
Biological process (GO): pyruvate decarboxylation to acetyl-CoA
Cellular component (GO): pyruvate dehydrogenase complex
Molecular function (GO): dihydrolipoyllysine-residue acetyltransferase activity
Source: RefSeq, a predicted model, not a curated record
AUUACAAUAUGAUUGAGCAAUCCCCUCCUUUUUCUUCUUAAACACCGUCUGCUUUGCUAAAUCUCAUUGUGUUUGCUAUCAUAGUGAAGUGCACCUCAUAAUAAGGGAGGAGACCUCCCACACAUAGGAAUUUGCGGCUUUCCUUUACCAACAACAUACAUUCGAGUUUUUGGCAGUAAUUUAGCGUUUGGAAAACGGAAGAAACAUCUUUAUAUAAUCAAGGAAUCGCUAAAUGUUGUCUGGAAGCCUCGUUCGAAAUGUGCGCCGUGGUUUCGCUGUAACGAAGUCGUUACAGGUUUCUGGCGGUACAAUCACAGCUAAGCGUGCCAAUCUGUACCCUUUAAUUAGCAGCAUGGCCCGAUCUUAUGCCACCAAAAAAGAAUAUCCCCCUUACACAAUCCUGAAUAUGCCAGCUUUGUCUCCUACUAUGACUGCUGGUAAUAUUGGAGCAUAUCAGAAAAGCGUUGGAGACAAAAUUGAGCCUGGUGAUGUGUUGUGCGAAAUCGAGACUGAUAAGGCACAAAUGGACUUUGAACAACAAGAUGAAGGUUAUUUGGCUAAAAUUUUGGUCGAGACAGGUGCUAAGGAUGUCCCUGUCGGUAAGCCUGUUGCCGUUACCGUAGAAAAUGCGGAUGAUGUAGAAGCCUUUGGUGAUUUUAGCAUUGAAGCUGCUGCUCCUGAAGCUCCUGAAGCUCCUAAAGAAGAACCCAAGGCUGAAAAGGUUGAAGCUACUCCUCAACCCGAAGCUUCGGAGGCUGAGACGAGUGAAGCUGUUAAUGUUAAAGAUGGCCGUAUCUUCGCAUCUCCUAUUGCCAAGAAAUUGGCAGAGGAAAAGGGUGUCAACUUGUCUCAAAUUCGCGGAUCUGGUCCUAAUGGCCGUAUUAUUAAGGUCGAUGUCGAAAACUUUAAACCAGCUCAACCUGCCGCUCCCUCUAAUAAAGCUGCUGCUGCUGCUACUACACCAGCUGCUUCUGCCAAGGACGCUUCUGCCGCCGGUACCUUUGAAGAUUUGCCCUUGAGCAACAUGCGCAAGAUUAUUGCUUCUCGCCUCACUGAAAGUAAGCAAGUUAACCCCCAUUACUAUGUAAGCGUUGCCAUUGAUGCCGAAAAGAUUGUUCGCCUUCGCGCUGCUCUCAACUCUAUGGCUGAUGGCCGUUAUAAGCUUUCUGUUAAUGACCUCGUUAUUAAAGCUGUCACUGCUGCUUUGAGAGAAGUACCUGAAGUUAAUUCCGCUUGGAUGGGUGAGUUUAUUCGUCAAUAUAAGAACGUAGACAUUUCUAUGGCCGUUGCUACUCCUUCUGGCUUAGUUACUCCCGUCAUCCGUAAUGCUCAAGGCCUUGGUCUUCGUGAAAUUUCGAACAUGGCUAAGGAUUACGGCCAGCGUGCUCGCAUCAACAAAUUGAAGCCUGAGGAGUACCAAGGUGGUACUUUCACAAUCUCCAACUUGGGCAUGUUCCCCGUUGAUCAAUUUACAGCCAUUAUCAACCCUCCUCAAGCUGGUAUCUUGGCUGUGGGUACUGUUAAUGAAACUGUUGUUCCUGACAAGACUUCUGAGAAGGGCUUCAAGAUUGCCCCUAUCAUGAAGUGCACUUUGAGCGCUGAUCAUCGUGUUGUUGAUGGCGCUAUGGCUGCUCGUUUCACCACUGCUCUUAAAAAGAUCAUGGAAAAUCCUUUAGAGCUUUUGCUUUAAGUAACGUCGUUCAUUUCAAUUUACAGAAUUUGAAUUCAGUUUUUUAAUUUAAAUCUUGUUGGUGACUAAUAUGAUUCCUUGGGUGUGUUUUUUCCUUCAUAUUCAAAUCGUUAAAACCAAACGUAGUACCAUUACUAAAGAAU